Molecule: messenger RNA, 2349 nt
Organism: Erythranthe guttata (spotted monkey flower)
Lineage: Eukaryota; Viridiplantae; Streptophyta; Magnoliopsida; Lamiales; Phrymaceae
Product: E3 ubiquitin-protein ligase COP1
Biological process (GO): proteasome-mediated ubiquitin-dependent protein catabolic process
Molecular function (GO): protein binding; ubiquitin protein ligase activity
Source: RefSeq, a predicted model, not a curated record
AAAAUGAGGAAUUUCUGGUGAACAGUGGAUGAGCAGAAAAGUGAAAAAUGUCAGAUUGAGGCCCACCAACCCCAGAGGCACAACAAUUGACGCGAUUCGAUUCUCUUUCCCUAUUUCUCGAUCCACUUCACAACAAUCGCCUAGGGAUGGGUGACAGCUCGAUCGGAGUGGUGGUGCCGGCGGCGGAGCUGCAAGGAGAUGAAGCUUUGGAGGAGGCGGAGGCGGAGGCGGAGGAGAAGGAACUGAUGUGCCCUAUAUGUAUGCAGAUGAUAAAGGAUGCUUUCUUAACAGCGUGCGGCCAUAGCUUUUGCUACAUGUGCAUCGUCACUCAUCUCCAGAACAAGAGCGAUUGCCCUUGUUGCUCUCACUUUCUUACCCCUUCUCAGCUCUUCCCCAAUUUCCUCCUCGAUAAGCUACUGAAGAAGACAUCUGCUCGUCAACUAUCAAAAGCCGCAUCUCCUGUAGAACAAUUCCGUCAGUCAUUGGAACAGGGUUGUGAAGUAUCAGUGAAAGAGUUAGACUCUUUAUUGUCUCUGCUGGCAGAGAAAAAGAGAAAAUUGGAACAAGAAGAAGCAGAGAGAAACAUGCAAAUUCUGCUGGAUUUCUUACACUGCUUAAGGAAGCAAAAAGCUAAUGAACUCAAUGAGGUGCAAAAUGAUCUCGUGUAUGUCAAGGAGGACUUAAAUGCAGUGGAACGACGUAGGAUAGAGCUAUACCGUGCAAGAGAAAGGUACUCUGUUAAACUGAAGGCCUCUGAUGAUCCUGUCAGAAUGAGAUCUCGGACUUCUUCAAUGGAAAGAAUUGUAGGUCCUGCAUGCAACUCUUGCACUACAAAAGGAGGAAUGACUUCUGUGAACAUGCAGUACAAGAAAAAUGAGGGAAAAGUUCAUAUUAACCCCCUUGGAUCCCAGAUCAAGGAUGCCACUUUUAGUGGACCGACUUCGCAACAGAUAAGCCAAUCUGGUAUGGCUGUUACACGAAAGAAGCGCGUUCAUGCACAGUUUAAUGAACUUCAAGAAUUUUACUUGCAAAAGAGACGCCAGUUGGUGAACCAUCUAGAGACCCACGAAACAAAAGAUAAAACUAACAUUACUAGAGAAGGUUAUAGUUUGGCCCUAGAAGAUUUCCAGUCGGUUCUAAGUACGUUCACCCGGUACAGUCGGUUACGAGUAAUUGCUGAACUUAAACAUGGGGAUCUCUUUAACUCGGCCAAUAUUGUUUCGAGUAUAGAAUUUGAUCGUGAUGAUGAGCUGUUUGCCACUGCUGGAGUUUCACGGCGCAUAAAAGUUUUUGAUUUCUCUUCGGUUGUUAAUGAACCUACAGAUGUGCACUGCCCUGUUGUGGAGAUGGCAACACGAUCUAAACUUAGCUGCCUGAGCUGGAACAAGUUCACCAAAAACCAUAUAGCUAGUAGUGAUUACGAUGGAAUUGUAACUAUUUGGGAUGUAUCCACACGGCAGAGUGUCAUGGAAUACGAGGAGCAUGAAAAACGUGCAUGGAGCGUUGAUUUUUCCCGAACAGAACCGUCUAUGCUUGUGUCUGGCAGUGACGACUGCAAGGUUAAAGUGUGGUGUACGAACCAAGAAGCUAGCGUCCUCAACAUCGAUAUGAAGGCAAAUAUAUGCUGUGUAAAGUACAAUCCCGAUUCUAGUAAAUUUGUCGCGGUUGGUUCUGCCGAUCACCAUAUACAUUAUUACGACUUAAGAAACACUUGCCACCCACUCUACGUGUUCAGUGGCCAUAAAAAGACAGUUUCGUAUGUCAAAUUCUUGUCGAGCAAUGAGCUUGCUUCUGCUUCAACAGAUAGUACUCUGCGACUAUGGGAUGUCAAGAAAAAUUUGCCGGUUCGUACAUUUAGAGGGCAUACAAAUGAGAAGAAUUUCGUCGGUCUCACAGUGAAUAGCGAGUUCCUAUCUUGUGGCAGUGAAACAAACGAAGUGUUUGUCUAUCACAAGGCCAUCUCCAAACAAGCGACAUCGCAUAAAUUUGGAUCUCCCGAUGUGGAAGAUGAUAACGAAGAAGAAUUAGGAUCUUACUUCAUCAGUGCGGUGUGCUGGAAGAGUGAUAGCCCCACCAUGUUGGCUGCAAAUAGUAGAGGAACAAUCAAAGUUAUGGUACUUGCUGCUUGAUCAUUUGUACAGUUAUUAAUUGGGGUUAUGGAUCUUAGAGAAAAAUGAGUGAAAAUUGUAGCAUAAAAUCCACUUUGUCCAGGUUUUAUUUUAUAAUUCUUUUGCAGAAAAGUGUGAAAAAUUGUAGCAUAAAAUUCUACUUUGUCCGGCUUCACUAGUGAUUAUUUCGCGAUUUUGCAUAUUCGGUACUCGAGGCUGGUAUUGGAUAACCAAGUUAUUU